Meloidogyne enterolobii is the source of this 297-nucleotide messenger RNA. The record is from the annotation of a GenBank genome assembly. NCBI's taxonomy places the organism in Eukaryota, Metazoa, Nematoda, Chromadorea, Rhabditida, Meloidogynidae.
AUGUGGUUAUUAAAUAUAUUAAUAUUCAUUUUAUUAAUAAAUGAUGCUGAAAAUGUAAAACAGAAACUACCUGACAUAGAAAGAUGGAAUAAUUAUGUUAGAAGAUUGGGGGAUGUUGAUUCAAAGAAUUAUAGUGUGAAUGAAAAUGGGGUUUAUUGUAAAGUUUGUGAGAAAUAUGGUAAACCAAGGAGAUAUGCUUUAUUUAAAAAACAUCACAACGAUGGGAAAAUGCAUCGAACAAAAUUGAGUAUGAUAUUCUUAGAUAACAAUAAACAUAAUAUUAAAAAAAUAAUAUAA